Molecule: messenger RNA, 3293 nt
Organism: Apis cerana (Asiatic honeybee)
Lineage: Eukaryota; Metazoa; Arthropoda; Insecta; Hymenoptera; Apidae
Product: glutamate decarboxylase-like protein black
Biological process (GO): carboxylic acid metabolic process
Cellular component (GO): cytoplasm
Molecular function (GO): pyridoxal phosphate binding; carboxy-lyase activity
Source: RefSeq, a predicted model, not a curated record
UCUAAUUGAAGAAUAAAAGAGAAAUCUUAAUCUUACAGUAUUUGAUAGAUUCUUCCAAACGGAAAUAUCGAUGCAUUAUUUAUUUUGGAAUCGCGUCAUAAGAUUUGGAAACCAUUACGAAUGUUAAUUGUCAAAAAAUCAUUAUAUCAAUGUUAAUUAUUUAAUUAAAUUGAUUUUAUGAAUUGCUAAUAAAAGCAAUUAAUUUAAUUAUUAAAUAAUGGAAAAACAACCGUUAAAUCCAAAAGAUGAUAAACCUCCGUCUUACUCGGCGGCAACUGCACCAAAAGUAAAUUGUUCAUGGCAACCACCACCAGGUUACAAUUCCACACAAUGUCAAGAAUCUACUUCAUGGCCUCCACCUCCAGGAUAUUAUCCUAGUGCCAGUGAAACUAAUAAUCAUAACUAUGUACCUUCUUAUGGCUCUACACAAUCAACCACAAUAAUUAUGCCAGAAAUUAUUUUAGUUGGAGGAUGUCCUGCAUACAUUAAGUAUAAAGGAAACGACCAUCACGGGAGCAGAUUGAAGAAAACUUCGAUGCCCGCGAACGAAGAAACUUUGAGCAUGACUUCGGAUCAAAUAAAAGACAAUUUAUUCGGAAAAGUUUACGAUGAUAGUAUACAGAACAAUUUUGAUUGUGAAUCUUCUAGUGAUGAUGAAGAGGACUAUCAAAAUGAUUGCUCACGAUCUAUUGUCAAAGAAAAUUUCAAAGAAAUUUGUAAUUACAAAAGUCUUCCGGUACGAGAAAUCCAUAAGAAAUUCAUGAAAAGCUUCGUUAAUUUACUUCUGGAAGAAGCAGUUUUUGAGGGCACUUUAAGAAGAAAUAGAGUAGUAGAGUGGAUAGAACCAACAACACUCCAUUCAAUAAUUGAUUUAAAAUUAUCCGACCAGGGAUGCUCUUACGAGACACUUUUGACUCUUGCUCACAAUGUAAUUAAGUACAGCGUAAAAACAGGUCAUCCUCGAUUUAUAAAUCAAUUAUACUCCAGUGUAGAUCCUUAUGGCCUUCUUGGACAAUGGCUAACCGAUGCCUUGAAUCCGUCAGUCUAUACUUAUGAAGUUUCUCCAGUCUUCUCUUUGAUGGAAGAGGAAAUAUUGCGAGAGAUGAGAAAAAUAAUCGGUUGGAGGGAUGGUAGAAGUGAAGGAAUAUUCUGUCCUGGUGGUUCUAUCGCCAACGGAUAUGCAAUUAAUCUGGCACGCUAUUACAAAUUUCCUCGAUUAAAAGAGCUAGGCUUAUUCAAUACUGGUAGAUUAAUAAUUUUCACAUCCAGAGAUGCUCAUUAUUCUGUAAAGAAACUCGGUGCAUUUUUAGGAAUAGGUACUGAAAAUGUUUAUGAAGUGAAAACUGAUGAUAAAGGAAAGAUGUGCAUAACAGAUUUGAAAAUACAGAUCAAGAAAGCUCUUCAAGAAAACGCAAUACCUUUGAUGGUUUCUGCUACAGCAGGAACCACAGUUUUAGGUGCCUUUGAUCCUUUAAAAAAUAUAGCUGCCAUCUGUAAGAACUAUAAUCUUUGGUUCCAUGUAGAUGCAGCUUGGGGAGGAGGAGUUUUGAUGUCUAAAAAAUAUAAAUAUCUCUUGGAUGGUAUUGAAUUAGCAGAUUCUGUUACUUGGAAUCCACAUAAAUUAUUAGCCGCUCCGCAACAAUGUUCAACACUAUUGCUGCGUCAUGAGGGUCUUUUACAAGAUGCACAUGGUUCAAAAGCCAGUUAUCUCUUUCAACCAGAUAAAUUCUAUGAUACUUCUUUCGACAGUGGAGAUAAACAUAUUCAAUGUGGUCGUAGAGCAGAUGUACUGAAAUUCUGGUUUAUGUGGAAGGCGAAGGGUACUCGAGGCUUAGAGAAACAUGUGGAUCGAGUCUUCAAAUUAGCACGAUACUUCACAAAUUACAUAAGACACCGAGAAGGCUUUAAAUUGAUACUCGAACCUGAGUGCACCAAUGUCUGUUUCUGGUACGUGCCACCUUCAAAGCGUCAGUUACAAAAUGAAGAAUUGUUGAAAACUCUUCAGAAGAUUGGACCAGCUGUAAAAGAGCGUAUGAUGAAAAAAGGAUCGAUGUUAAUCACGUACCAACCUUUACGAGAGCUACCUAAUUUUUUCAGACUUGUUUUACAGAAUUCUGGACUGACAGAGACUGAUAUGAGAUUUUUUGCAGAAGAAAUUGAGAGGCUCGCCAUUGAUUUGUAGAAUUGAUUUUUUUUUAUAAAAUUUUAAAUUCUAAUAAUACAAAAUUUAAUUCAAAAAAUUUUUGUUUAUGAUAAUAAUAAAAUUUUUUUAAUAAUAAUCAAUCGAUUAUUAGUUCGAUCGAUCGAGUAUUAUAUAUAAUACAUUGAUAGCUUUAUUUUCUGAUUUAUUUAUUUUUUUUUAAAACAUUGUUUCAUGAUAAAUUUUAUGUUUAUUUUUUUUAAAUUACAUUAAGCUUUUAUUUCAAAAUAUGGAUUACUUAAAUAACAGAUACGCUUUUUUAAAAAAGAAUUAAAAUUAACUAUACUAUAUUAACUUUUAUAUAGAAUUAUACAUGAUUCAACAUCCACUUAAUCUCAUUUAAAUUCUCUUUAUAUAUUAAUUAACGUAUUCAAGAAUUUCAAGAAAAUAUAAUUUUCAAAAUUAUCAAUUACAUUUUUACUUAUUAUUUAAAAAUUAAUUAAUCAUAGUGUUUUAUUUGCAAAACAUUUAUGUGAAAUAAUAAAUUAUUAGUUAUAUUAUCGAUAUAUAUAUUAAUAUAUUGUUAAUAUACAUUAUUGAAUACACGUUAUCAAAUAUAUAUUUAUAUUUUUAAUAAGUUUCAUUUAAAAAUGAUAAUAAAUAUAGAUGUUACACAUUUUUUAAUUUUUUAUUAGUAUUGUGGAUCUUGAACAAAUAUAAACACAAAUUUUUUUUAGUAAAUGAAUUUCAUUGAAUGUAUGUAAUUUAUAUACAUAUGAUAAAAACUUUAAAAUCUAUUUUAAAUUCAUUUGUACAUUUUGUUUAUAUUGAUAACAGUUUAUUCCUCCAUGAAAAUUGCAUAUAAUGCAAAUUUAUAAUUAUAUUUAAUCUACUCAAAUGUAAAUUACAAUAUACUAUCUAUGUACAGUAGAAAUCCGUUUAUAUAAAUCAGAGGAUAAUCGAUUUAUCAGAUCAAUAAAAAUUUUAUUCAACAUUUAUAAUUGUUCACAUAAGAGCUCAUUCACAUAAGAGAAUUCUAUUAAACAUUUAUCAUUAAAUACAUAAUAAUGUUUAUAUACAUUUAAAUAAGUGGAACAAUGCUUAAUGAUAAUUCAUAUAAUAAAGGUAAAGAUUUAGAUAAUAAAAAUACAAA